Molecule: messenger RNA, 255 nt
Organism: Nezara viridula (southern green stink bug)
Lineage: Eukaryota; Metazoa; Arthropoda; Insecta; Hemiptera; Pentatomidae
Source: the annotation of a GenBank genome assembly
CUAAACUUCAACUUUCUCUCCUCUGUUACUCUUUCUUCUGACAUCCUUUCUACCGGAGGAAAUCGUCCAAGAAACUAAAUUCCGAUUGGAUAAAGUAAUGGAGUACUUAGCCACGUGCUGGAACAAAGCUAAGACCAUAUGGCAACAAGACCUUCCUUGGUCAGUAGGAGCAGAGUCCAAAGCUUUUAAGGUAAUCAAUUUAAGGCAGAUGUGAGCCCCUAUAUGACCUGGGUUUAAACCCUUUACGAUGGACAU